CCCCGCCCGCGGCCGAGGAGGAGAAGAGCAUCUCGGAGCAGCGGGAGGACCGCAAGCUGCAGGAGAUCGCGGGCAAGGACCUGACCAAGGUGGUGAGCCUGAAGGACAAGCUGGAGUUCGCCCCUCGGGCCGUGCUGAACAGGAACCGCCCGGAAAAGAGUUAAUGAAGUUGUUUGGGCAAACGCGGUGCCCUGGAGCGACUGUUCCCGGGGCUGGGGCCGGCUGCCCGAGGGCUGUGUCCCGCAGCACCACGCCGGGGGCUCCCUGGCACC
Molecule: messenger RNA, 272 nt
Organism: Pygoscelis adeliae (Adelie penguin)
Lineage: Eukaryota; Metazoa; Chordata; Aves; Sphenisciformes; Spheniscidae
Product: small integral membrane protein 12-like
Exons: 1
Source: RefSeq, a predicted model, not a curated record